GUACUGCACUACCGGUAGUUAUUAUAAAAUAUUCAAUUUCUUAAAACAAUCAUGUAUUAUUAGUCGUUACAGAAUUAUUUGCACAACUGUAAAACGACAAUCGGCAAACUACAUUAUUAUUUAAAUAUAAAUUUAGGGUGCAGUAGUUAUGUGUGCUGAAAUGUCUCGCUUAGUAUUUUAUUCAGUAUUCAUAUUUUUUAUGAUAAAAAGUGUUACGAGUUUAGGUGAAAUAAUAUAUGCCAUAAAUGCUGGAGGGCCUGCUCAUACCGAUAUAUAUGGUAUACAUUACGAAAAAGACCCUUUACAAGGAAGAAUUGGAACUGCCUCUAACUAUGGAAAACAAUUGGUAAUGAUCGGUAGAGUGAAUCAAAAGGACGAAAUUCUAUAUCAGACUGAGAGAUACCAUCACAGCACAUUCGGUUACGACAUUCCAGCGAACAAUGACGGUGAUUACGUGCUAGUGUUAAAAUUCAGUGAAGUGUACUUUAAUGCGCCUAACAUGAAAGUUUUUGAUGUAGUGUUGAAUGGUGACCAUACCAUAGUGGCAGAUUUAGACAUUUUUGACAAAGUUGGCAGAGGUGUUGCCCAUGACGAAUUCAUACCAUAUUCUAUUAAAAAUGGUAAAUUAUAUUAUAAUGAGGAAGAGUCUGAUAUCAGAGGAGGUAAAAUUAAAGUGGAAUUCAUUAAGGGUUAUCGGGAUAAUCCAAAAAUUAAUGCUUUGUAUGUCAUGAGAGGUACAAUAGAUGAAGUUCCUAAAUUGCCACCAUUAGUAUGGCCAGAGGCGGAGGUGGAGGAACAGAAAGAAGAAAUAGAAGAGAAGGCCACAAAUCCCCGACGAGCUAGUGGCCCCAAACAACCUGAUCCAUACUCUAUGGAUGAGAGCUCUGUACUUAUCCCAGUAUUCAUUACCAUUGGUGCAUUCAUUCCUCUCUUGUUCUGUCUUUGUAAACUUUAAUCUAAUAAUUUUUUUUGCAUAUUUUGUGUGUUCAUAUAUUAUAUAGUAUGUUCCUUAUUUAUUAUAAUAUUUACUUUACAAAUGAAUAAAAAAUAUUACAAGUAAUUAUAUAAAAAAUAUGCCCAAAUAAAUAAAUAUUUUUUGCACACUUUAAUAGUACAAACUUAUAAUUAAGAUGACAAAGUAAUUCCAACCUACCUGUCCAAAAAUAUUAUAAAUUUUUACACUUCAUGCGCACAAAAAUGUGUAAAUAAAUAUUUUUAGUUAUUAAAUCUUCUUUAUUUAAAAUAAAAUAUUUUUAUGUAUGUUUAAAUAUCCAACACAUAAAUAUUUUUCUUUAUAUAUUGUGACUAGACUGACAAACAUUCAGUAAACAUGAGGAAAAUUGACCUAUUCUUAUUGCAAAAAUAUUGUAUGUGCUAUAUUUAUAUAUUUAAAAAAAUGUUUCUUUUAAUUAGCACUCAUUUAAAAUAGUGCUAAACCAGCUAGUAUUAUAUGUAAAUGCUGUAUGCAAUUAUUAUUAUACAACUGCUGGUAACUAAUAAUUAUGAUUACAAUGCAGAAUGCAUGUUAUUUAAGAACCAAUUAGAUCCGAUAUUAACAUCAAAAUUAUCAUCGAUAUUGACAUAAAAAAGGCAUUAUGCCUGUAACUUUACUAGCUAGUAUCGGUAUGUUUUAGCUCGAAAUAAAAUAUCCAGGUCGAGUAAUCCUCCCAUAGCACAUGGGCUCUCCAACAAAUUUAAAUGUAUGGGCUACAGUGUUUACCACAGCGUAUUUUAGUGUGUUUGCAGUGUAAAAUUAAAAUAAUCAUUCCAUGUAUUGUAAACAAGCUGAUGAAUUUGCCUCCUGUAGAAAUUGGUUGAAUUAUGAGACUCUGAACCAAUCAAUUGAAUAAUAAGCAAAAAUUCAAAUGAAAUGAUGAAAUUUUAUCUGAAUUUCAAUAUUAUAUUAAUAAAAAAUCUAUAUUUUUAAUUGAAAAAUGUUAAGUUUUUCAAACUUACAAAUAUUUUCUUAUAAAAUCUAGAAUAAUUAUUUGCUUCAAUAAUUGACCUGGUUUGUUCAAUUUACUAUUGGUAGGUAAUUAAACCCAACACAUACAUAUGUAUGUUUCUACUUACACUUAAUUAUUAACUCUGUCAUCAUAUUUUAUACAAAUCGUUAAAUAAACAAAAAAUGUGGAACAAAGAAGUUGCUUAUUUCAAUUUUAUACUGGGUAAAUAAUGCUUAGGUAUUGCUUUAUGUUUACCUAUCUUAUUAAAUUAAUAUAAUAAAGACGUUAAUAUUUAAUUUGUAAAUAAAAAAAACGGAUUUUGAAAAUUAUUUCACUAUUCAAAAUUCUAAUAUUUCCAAUUACCGUUAUUAGGCUACAUACUAAUACAUAAAAAACUCGCAGUUAUAUGCACCCAAGCGAAGCCGUUGAGUGCAUAGUAUUAUAUAUGGACUAG
Molecule: messenger RNA, 2400 nt
Organism: Achroia grisella
Lineage: Eukaryota; Metazoa; Arthropoda; Insecta; Lepidoptera; Pyralidae
Product: malectin-A
Exons: 1
Coding region: 149-955 (268 amino acids)
Cellular component (GO): membrane
Molecular function (GO): carbohydrate binding
Source: RefSeq, a predicted model, not a curated record